Molecule: messenger RNA, 435 nt
Organism: Rasamsonia emersonii CBS 393.64
Lineage: Eukaryota; Fungi; Ascomycota; Eurotiomycetes; Eurotiales; Trichocomaceae
Exons: 1
Source: RefSeq, a predicted model, not a curated record
CUUACCAAGGCCGCGAGUGUAAGGCCUGGUGGGCAGGUCCAGGGACCUUACUCUUUCUGCCUGGCACGGUGGACAGAGGACCCAACAGGUCCUGGGACCGCGGUCCUAGGACCGGCCUGGGCAAGGGACCGACAACCGCUGGCCAUGCUGGCCUCAGGACCGCCGAGGCGUUGGGACCAUCUACCCUCGACCUUUGGUGACUCAGGACUACUGUCAAGAUACCACAAUGAUUACAAAUUGGCCAGCAAUAUUACACGACGCUUUGUCCUUCUCCCUAUCCCCGUGUCAGUCUCGAGCGUCUGUGAGACGGAUUCCAUCAUUUCUUCGUUGAUAAUCAGUUUACCCUCGAGAGCUAUGAAGACAGUGCUGGUUCCAUCCUCUAUCGCCGCUCGAAAGCACUGCGCUGGAGUGAUCUUUCGUAGUUUCUUAUCGUAG